Messenger RNA from Phacochoerus africanus (Common warthog), 3189 nucleotides. It is a transcript of the gene MDM2, whose product is annotated as MDM2 proto-oncogene. The transcript is spliced from 12 exons. Gene Ontology annotation, molecular function: identical protein binding; ubiquitin protein ligase activity. Gene Ontology annotation, biological process: negative regulation of apoptotic process; regulation of cell cycle. The record is from RefSeq and is a predicted model, not a curated record. NCBI's taxonomy places the organism in Eukaryota, Metazoa, Chordata, Mammalia, Artiodactyla, Suidae. Gene Ontology annotation, cellular component: nucleus. The coding region runs from base 428 to 1903 and encodes 491 amino acids.
GGCUUCCGGCGCGCUGGGCUCGGACAGUAGGGGGCGCGCAGCUGGCGCACUUCGGCCAGCUCGGCACCUUCUGGGGCCUGUGCGGCUCGGUGUGACUGGAAAGAAAAUGGAGCAAGAAGCCUAGGCCGAGGGGUAGCCCUCACCCCUCUGAUCGAGGUCCUGCCGCUUACGCCGCCAGGAGCCUCCUUCCCCGGACCUAGUGCGUUCGAGUGCCCCGGUGGCCUGGGCCUCGCGAGUGGAAUGGUCGCCGAGGCCCAGGGCCUCGGGUUUCGGGGCGCCCCGUGAAGGGAACUGGGGAACCUCGCGGGACUCCCCCCGACUCCAGGAGCGGAAAACCCCAGCGAGCUGCAGCUGUAUUCACUGGCUAUUGGAGAGCGAUACCUGUGGUCUUCAACGCGUAGCAAGUACUUUAUGCUGAUCCAGGCAAAUGUGCAAUACCAACAUGUCUGUGUCCACUGAUGGUGCUGUAAGCACCUCACAGAUUCCAGCUUCGGAACAGGAGACCCUGGUCAGACCAAAGCCAUUACUUUUGAAGUUGUUAAAGUCUGUUGGAGCACAGAAAGACACUUAUACUAUGAAAGAGGUUAUAUUUUAUCUUGGCCAGUAUAUUAUGACUAAACGAUUAUAUGAUGAGAAACAACAGCAUAUUGUAUAUUGUUCAAAUGAUCUUCUAGGGGAUUUAUUUGGAGUGCCAAGCUUCUCUGUGAAAGAACACAGGAAAAUAUAUACAAUGAUCUACAGAAACUUGAUAGUAGUCAAUCAGCAGGAACCGUCAGUUUCCAGCACAUCUGUGAGUGAAAACAGGUGUCACCUUGAAGGUGGAAGUGAUCAAAAGGACCUUGUGCAGGAGCUACAGGAAGAGAAACCUUCAUCUUCAGACUUGAUUUCUAGACCAUCUACCUCAUCUAGAAGGAGAGCAGUUAGUGAAACAGAAGAAAAUUCAGAUGAAUUACCUGGUGAACGACAAAGAAAGCGCCACAAAUCUGAUAAUAUUUCCCUUUCCUUUGAUGAAAGUCUUGCUCUAUGUGUAAUAAGGGAGAUAUGUUGUGAAAGAAGCAGUAGCAGUGAUUCAACAGGGACUCCAUCAAAUCCGGAUCUCGACGCUGGUGUGAGUGAACAUUCUGGUGAUUGGUUGGAUCAGGAUUCAGUUUCAGAUCAAUUCAGUGUGGAAUUUGAAGUUGAGUCUCUUGAUUCAGAAGAUUAUAGCCUUAGUGAAGAAGGACAAGAACUCUCAGAUGAAGAUGAUGAGGUAUAUCGAGUUACUGUGUAUCAGGCUGGGCAGAGUGAUACAGAUUCAUUCGAAGAAGAUCCUGAAAUUUCCUUAGCGGACUAUUGGAAGUGUACUUCAUGCAAUGAAAUGAAUCCUCCCCUUCCACCUCAUUGUAACAGAUGUUGGGCCCUUCGUGAAAAUUGGCUUCCUGAAGAUAAAGGGAAAGAUAAAGGGAAGAUGCCUGAGGAAGCCAGACUAGAAAACUCAACACAAGUAGAAGAGGGCUUUGAUGUCCCUGACUGUAAGAAACCUACAGUGAAUGAUUCCAGAGAAUCAUGUGCUGAGGAAAAUGAUGAUAAGAUCCCACAAGCCUUCCUAUCCCAAGAAAGCGAGGACUAUUCUCAGCCGUCAACCUCUAAUAGCAUCAUUUAUAGUAGCCAAGAAGAUGUCAAAGAGAUUGAGAGGGAAGAAAUACAAGACAAAGAAGAAAGUGCGGAACCUAGUUUUCCUCUUAAUGCCAUUGAACCUUGUGUGAUUUGCCAAGGUCGACCUAAAAAUGGUUGCAUCGUCCAUGGCAAAACAGGACAUCUUAUGGCAUGCUUUACGUGUGCAAAGAAGCUAAAGAAAAGGAAUAAGCCUUGCCCAGUAUGUAGACAACCAAUUCAAAUGAUUGUGCUAACUUAUUUCCCCUAGUUGAACUAUCUAUAAAAAUAAUUAUAUAUUUCUCACUAAGCCUAAAAAUUUAGACAACAUGAAGUUUAUUUUUUUACCUGUAUCAAAACAAUAGUGAAUAUUUACUUCCUUUUAGGAAAAUGCCCUUUCUGUUUAUAUUUUAUAUUAGGGUUUUAAUGUACUUUUAAUUGGGUAUAUAGCUUAUCCAUCCCCCCCAUAUUUCAGAUAAUUUCCACUUUCUCUUAAAUGAGAAAUAUCUGACCAUCCAAAAAAUAUAUAAUUAUGACACUGAGAUAUAACUUAUUUAGUACCAUUUACGUAAGAAGGAAAAGUUUGCGUGAAAGACUUUAGAUGUUCGUAAACUUUCCAGUUCAUAGUUCUCUAGUCUUUCAGAGCCCCCAAAAUAAUACUCUUUCUCGAUAGCAGAAAUAGGUAGCUAUGUUUGGUGCUUUGUAAAUUAAAAUGUACUUCUCCUUCUCUAGCCUCUUGGGUGUGGUAAGGAAUGGGGAGUAAUGACGUCUGUUGAGAAGUCUGGCUGUAGUCAUUAUUUACCUACAAGAUAAAACUUGUUAAGGCUCCCUGGUCCUAGGGGUCUUUUUAAUAAGUUUCCGGGCCCAUCUCCAUGAAUAACUUCAGAAUUUAGUGCAAUCUAUUAUUUCCCUAAGUUGGAAAACAAUUCUAAGAUACUUUGGAGUGCCUUUUGGGGCUAAGUUACACAUUCCCUGGUAGUUACCUAGGCUUCAUAUUUUUGCUUAAGGCCAGUCUAGUGAAUUCACAAAGACUAAUUCAGAAGUUUAAUAAACAGAAGGACUAUUUUUAUACUGCCUGGAAAUGUUAUAACUUCCCUAAAUUGUCCCCAAAUUUUGCUCUCUUUACUUGAAGAAUGAUUUAGAACAAAAUUCUAAGAUAACUCUCAGACUGCAUAGAUUAACAUCUUGAUCUAGAUUAACUCUUCAACAAAAUAGGGAAAAUAAGUUCGAUUUAAGGUCCCAGUGGUUUUUCCCAAUAUAACAUUUGACAUACUUAGUUGAAGUCAUAAAAUCAGCUGAUCUGUAUGUUAGAAUAGAAAUGAGGGAUAAUCCUCGGCAAAUUUGUAUGCCAGUUACAGAACAUUGUAUUAAACUUUAACCCCCCCCCAAACUUGAUUUAUCUUGUAUAGAUGUGUAAGUAAUAGCUGAGGGAUCAGUACCUUAGCCAAAGAGUCCUAAAUGCAAUAAAGCCUUUACUAAUUGGACAUUUAUAAUAAACUAAGUAGAAUUGAUCAUCUCUGAGGAGAGAGAAAUAAAAAUGAGACUAUAAACAUUGUA